UUUUAAGAGAUAUUUACCAGCAACCCCAACAACAAACAAUUCAACAAAUAAAUAUUUAACUAAUUCAAAAUUAACUUCUAAUAAUUUUAAUUUAAUAUUACCACCUCAACAUUUACCAAUUCAAAGACAGGCUCACAGUUUGGAUGACAGAAAAUUUAAUAUAUUUUAUGAACCCAACAGUAAAGGGGGGAGGACUAAAAAUAAUAAACAAUUUUCUUCUUCACAUUUUUCUUCAUUUAUUCCGUUGAAAGAAAUGACGAGACAAAAUUUUGUAGAAAAUAAUCAAGAAUUUUUAUGUCGACAAGAAAUGAUGGAAAAAUUUAAAAAUCAGAAGGAGAGAAGGGAAAAAAAUAAAUUGGAAGAGGAGGAGAGAAAUGGAAGGAGUAAAAUUCUGACUGAAAAAAGACGAAAUGAAUGGCUAAACACAAAAAAUAUUUUAAUUAAUAAUUAUUCUCCUUCCCCUUCCCCUUCUCUUUAUUCUUCUAAUAAUUCAAUAAUUACAUCAAAAUCAUUAAAUAAUUUAAGUAGUAAUAAUUCAAGUACUUCAACAAUAACAACAUUACCAACUUUAGAAGAAAUAAAUAAAAAUAAAUAUUUUUUAAAUCAAAAAAUAAAUGAAGAAAAAAAUAUUUUUAAAAAGUUUUUUUUAAUUUUAAAUUAA
Messenger RNA from Meloidogyne enterolobii, 661 nucleotides. The record is from the annotation of a GenBank genome assembly. NCBI's taxonomy places the organism in Eukaryota, Metazoa, Nematoda, Chromadorea, Rhabditida, Meloidogynidae.